UGAGGCCGCGCUGCCGCCGGGUCUCCGGCCUUGAGGGCUCGGGCUCGCUGCGGCGGCGGUGGCCGCUAGAAGAGGCGGCGGGGGCGGGGGGAGAGGAGGGCCUGGGCCCGCGCUCCCCCAGCCCCAGAGGAGCAGGCGGCGGCCGCGGACGGAGAGAUUCGCCCGGGCGGUCGGACACCCCUGCCGUACCCGCCUGGGAUCAUGACCCAGGCGGGGGUCGCCGCCGCCGCUGCCGCCGCGGCCGAGACCGCGCAGCCAGUGGUAAGAAGAAAACAUAACUUAUAGACCAUCUUCUGGCAGAAGAUGAUAGAUUUGGAUCAGAAACGGGAGGCGCUGGAAGCCAGGAAUCAAAAGUGAAGAACUUCUGCAAGCCCUUGGGUGAUAAAGGUUCCUAUCACUGUAACCAUGCCAGAAAUGACAGAGAAUGAGACUCCUACAAAAAAGCAGCACAGAAAGAAAAACCGGGAGACACACAAUGCAGUGGAGAGGCAUAGAAAGAAGAAAAUCAAUGCUGGAAUAAACAGGAUAGGAGAGCUGAUCCCAUGUUCUCCUGCCCUGAAGCAGAGCAAGAAUAUGAUCCUGGACCAAGCCUUUAAAUAUAUAACAGAACUGAAAAGGCAAAAUGAUGAACUCCUGCUUAAUGGAGGAAACAAUGAACAAGCUGAAGAAAUUAAAAAGCUACGUAAACAAUUGGAAGAAAUUCAAAAAGAAAAUGGCCGAUAUAUUGAAUUACUGAAAGCAAAUGACAUAUGCCUAUAUGAUGACCCUACAAUCCACUGGAAAGGAAAUCUUAAAAACUCAAAGGUCUCUGUUGUUAUUCCCAGUGAUCAGGUUCAAAAAAAUAUCAUUGUUUAUUCCAACGGGAGUCAGCCUUGUGGAAAUAGCCAGGGAACAGCUGUUCAGGGGAUAACCUUUAAUGUUGGUCAUAAUUUACAAAAGCAGACCGCCAAUGUGGUGCCAGUACAGAGGACUUGCAAUCUUGUGACUCCUGUGUCUAUUUCUGGAGUUUACCCUUCUGAAAACAAGCCAUGGCAUCAGACCACAGUUUCUGCAUUGGCUGCCAACCAGCCUGUUCCUCUUUGUCUUCCUGCUACCAUUCCUGCUCAAAAUAUUCUCGAGCUUUCCACCUCCGAAAGCGAAUCGAGCGUGCUUGGUGCCACCAACGGCCCACUGAUCGCAGUUCCCAUUGGGCCUGAACCUCACCAACAUCGUUCCGUGCACACGUGUCUAAGUGAUCAAAGUUCUCCUGAAAAUAAGAAUGGGCAAGAGAGCCCCAAAUUAUUGAAGAAGACAGUCCCUUGUGCCACAGGCGUCCCCACCACUUCCUCAGCGACUGCCACUAAAGUGCACCAUGGAAGCCAGUCCUGCCUGAGCAUCCAGGAUUUCAGAAAUGAUUUUCAAACCACCUUUGUUGUCUCAGUUACCACCACAGUCUGUUCCCAGCCUCCCAGAUCUGCAGGUGAUGCUUGUCCAGUGAGCAUCAGCAAGGGUGCAGACUCGGCGAGUGUUACCGCAGCGGUGGCCCCUUCUGCCCCUGCAGGAGGGAAGACCACCACUCCUGUAAGCACUCUUUCUGCAAACCCUUUGGACAAUAGUUGGACUCUUUCUUGUUCUUUGCCUUCUUCCAGUGUUAGUGCGUCGGAUUUGAAAAACAUUAAUAGCCUUACCCGAAUUUCCUCUGCUGGAAACACACAGACGACGUGGACUACUUUGCAACUGGCGGGAAACACUAUUCAGCCCUUAAGCCAGACCCCUUCUUCUGCAGUGACUCCGGUAUUAAAUGAGUCUGGUAGCAGCCCUCCCACAACCAGCCACAGUAGACACGUCGCUACGGGCGUCAACGUGAAUAAUUCCUUUCCCGCAGACGGGCAGGUGGUUGAGCAAGUAGUUGUCACCUUGCCUUCUUGUCCAUCUUUACCUAUGCAGCCACUAAUUGCCCAACCACAAGUUAAAUCUCAGCCUCCAAAAAGUAUCCUUCCAUUGAAUUCAGCAAUGCAAGUGAUUCAGAUGGCUCAGCCAGUUGGGUCGGCUGUGAAUGCAGCUACAGCUAAUCAAAAUGUUAUCAUUCUUCAGCCCCCCAGCACCACCCCUUGCCCAACAGUGAUGAGAGCAGAGGUUCCCAACCAAACAGUAGGUCAGCAGAUAGUGAUCAUACAGGCAGCUAAUCAGAACCCUUUGCCGCUCCUCUCAGCUCCACCUCCUGGUUCUGUUCGACUCCCUGUCAGUGGAGCCAAUGCUCUACUAGGGUCUAAUAGUUCAGUGCAAAAUGUUUCGACCCCCCAGACUUUUGGAGGAAAGCAUCUUGUCCAUAUAUUACCAAGACCUUCAUCUCUAUCAACAUCUAGUUCAACACAAACUUUUUCUGUUACCAUGUCAAACCAACAACAGCCUCAAACCAUUUCUUUAAAUGGACAGCUCUUUGCUUUGCAGCCUGUGAUGUCCUCAUCAGGAACUACAAAUCAAACCCCUAUGCAAAUUAUCCAACCCACCACCAGCGAAGAUCCAAACACCAAUGUUGCCCUGAAUACAUUUGGAGCUUUGGCCAGCCUCAAUCAAAGCAUAUCACAGAUGGCUGGGCAGAGCUGUGUACAGUUGUCUAUUAGCCAGCCUGCCAAUCCCCCAACUGCCGCAAGUAGUCAAACCAUCCCAGUUCACAGUGUUUCAUUAACAACAACGGUAGCAUCUCCCAUGACAACCGAUAAUUCAGCCACACUACCCAGUACUUAUAGUCUGGUAACUACACCCUCAGUGAACACUGUAGCUUGUUUACCUAAUGUGAAGUCAAAAAGGUUUAAGAAGCCAGGUGCCAAGAAACACUUAGCAGCUCACAAGUCCGCAUGUCCCCCGAAUCCAGUCAGAGAGGUGGGCAAGUUAGCCUGCCCUGGCACUGAAGCCACAGCAGAGCCGUCAUGUGGUGAUGGACUGCUGGAAAGCCUCCCUGUCGUGUUACCGUCUGUCACCAUAUCCCAGGCAAAUUGUGUGAGUGUUUCUGGUUCACAUUCUUUGGAUGUUCUAAAUCCUGAAUCCGUGAUACCCGAAUCUGUACCCAAAUCUAAGUCAACAGAAGAGUCUAGCUCACCCUCCCAAGCAUCUGUAACGAGUGAACAUUUUGUAAUGGCCCCAGCAAAAUCCAAAGAUUCUGCCCCCAUUCUGCAGCAAGAGGCAUCUCAGGAUAAGCCACCAGCUAGUUUGGCAUUGUCAGAUGCUGCCAAAUCCUGCACUUCAGCCAGCGUGUUGAUUCCAACUCCAAAUGAUCCCCACCUUUUGGUUUCUCAGGUUUCUGGGCUCUCAUCCACCACUAGCACUACAAGCACUGACUGUGCUUCUGAGGUAGAAAUCAUUGCUGAACCUUGCAGGGUGGAGCAAGACUCAUCAGUUACGAUGCAAACGACAGGUCUGUUAAAGGGGCAGGGUUUGACUGCAUUGCUGUCUGGUCUUGCUAAAGAAAAAGACUCUCAGAAGUUGUCUCUUUCGGUGCCGGUGGACCAUCCUGACUUUCCUUCUGAAAAUUCUAAAAUGGCGGAUUCAAGUGUCGAUUUACAUCCCAAACAGGAGCUGUUACUGAUGAACAGUGAUGACAGAGGUCCGGGGCAACACCACUCCUGCGUCCCUGAUCAGGAGGUUAUUAAUGGCUCUUUGCUUGUCAGCAGGCAGGCCGACUCUCCCAUGUCCACCAGCUCUGGCAGUAGUCGUAGUUUCUCAGUUGCAUCCAUGCUUCCUGAAACGACGAGAGAGGAUGUCACCAGCAAUGCAACAACGAAUACCUGUGACAGCUGUACCUUUGUAGAGCAAACUGAUAUAGUUGCUCUUGCUGCAAGAGCUAUUUUUGACCAGGAGAACCUUGAGAAGGGAAGAGCUGGCACCCAGGCUGAUAUGAGGGAGGUUACUUCAAAGCCUUCUGAAGCCUCACCUUUAGAGGGAGACCAGCCUUUCAAAACACAGAUGUCUAAAGAGAGUGGCCCGGGACAGGCAGAAGCAACACCAAAUGAAUUUAAUUCUCAGGACUCAAUCGAAGCAACUGUGGAUCGAUCCCUCGGAAAACCAAGUUGUUCUGUAGGAAUCAAAACGUCAAAUGCCUCUUUACAGGUUUCGACUUCUCAGCCACCAAGCAUCACCAGUUUAAGUGUCAAUAAUCUUAUCCACCAGAGCACCAUCAGCCAUCCUCUGGUCAGCUGUGCUGGUCUAUCCCAAACCGCAGAGCAAGCACCUGUUCCGGCAACGGUUAAUCUGACUGUUGCAUCUAGUUCCUACGGUGGUCAGCCUCCCGGGCCAGCUCUGAUGACCGAAUAUUCCCAAGAACAGCUAAACACCAUUACUGGCACCAUACCAAAUCCACAGGUUCAAGAGCCACUCUUAAAGCCAAGUCAGGAAAGCCGCAAAGACUCCGCCAAGCGUGCUGUCCAAGACGACCUUUUAUUGUCUUCAGCUAAACGUCAAAAGCACUGUCAGCCAGCCCCGCUGAGGCUUGAAGCUAUGUCGCUGAUGAACCGCACUCCGGACAGCAUUUCUGAUCAGACUCAGAUGAUGGUCAGUCAGCUCCCUCCCAACUCUGCAAACUCUGUUGUGCCUAUUAGCAACCCAGCACAUGGAGAUGGCCUCGCACGAUUAUUUCCACCGAGUAACAAUUUUGGGGCCCCUGCAUUGAGACAAACGGAAGUUCAAUGCAGUUCUCAGAAUUCAGUUACCGAGCAGCAGCAAACCCAGGCCAGUCAACAUCUCCAGGCCCUGCAACAGCAUGUUCCAGCCCAAGGGGUAUCUCACCUGCACGGUAACCACCUCUACUUAAAGCAGCAGCAGCAGCAGCAGCAGCAGCAAGCAGGACAGUUAAGAGAGAGGCAUCACUUGUACCAACUGCAGCGUCACGCGCCUCAUGCAGAGAGCUCUGUCCACUCUCAGCCACAUAACGUCCACCAACAGAGAACUCUCCAGCAGGAAGUCCAGAUGCAGAAAAAGAGGAAUCUCGUUCAGGGCACUCAGGCCUCUCAGCUUUCCUUACAACCAAAGCACCACGGAACUGACCAGUCCCGCCCCAAGAGUGGUCAGCCACAUCCCCACCAUCAGCAGAUGCAGCAACAGAUGCAGCAACAUUUUGGAAGUUCCCAGCCAGAGAAGAGUUGUGAAAACCCUUCGACCAGCCGGAGCCACCACAACCAUCCCCAGAACCAUCUCAGUCAAGAUAUGAUACACCAGCAACAGGAUGUUGGAAGCAGGCAGCAAGGUUCGGGGGUUUCUUCUGAACAUGUAUCUGGGCAUAAUCCAUUGCAGAGGCUUUUGACUUCAAGGGGCAUAGAGCAACAAAUGGUGUCCCAGCCCAGUAUCGUGACUAGGCCUUCAGACAUGCCCUGUACUCCACACAGGCCAGAGAGAAAUAGAGUUUCAAGUUAUUCUGCCGAGGCACUUAUUGGAAAGACAUCUUCUAACUCAGAGCAGAGAAUGGGCAUGUCACUUCAGGGUUCCAGAGUUUCAGAUCAGCUUGAAAUGAGAAGCUAUCUUGAUGUUCCCAGAAAUAAGAGUUUGGCCAUUCACAAUAUGCAGGGUCGCGUGGACCAUACUGUUGCCUCGGAUAUCCGCCUUACUGACUGUCAGACGUUUAAACCAAGUGGAGCCAGUCAGCAGCCCCAGAGUAAUUUUGAAGUACAGUCUUCAAGAAAUAGUGAAAUAGGUAACCCGGUAUCAUCAUUGAGGAGUAUGCAGUCCCAGGCUUUUCGAAUUAGUCAAAACCCUGGUCCACCACCAAUCGACCGCCAAAAGAGAUUAUCUUAUCCACCAGUUCAGAGUAUUCCGACAGGAAAUGCCAUCCCACCAAGGGACAGUGAGAACACAUGCCACCAGAGUUUCAUGCAGAGUUUACUUGCCCCUCACCUUGGUGAUCAGGUCCUUGGAAGCCAGAGAUCACUCUCAGAACAUCAGAGGAACACACAGUGUGGUCCAUCCUCUGCAAUUGACUAUAAUUGUCCCCCAACCCAUGAAAGUGUCCAUAUUAGAAGAGAGAGUGACAGUCAAAACAGGGAGAGUUGUGACAUGUCCCUAGGUGCGAUUAACACCAGGAACAGCACCCUGAAUAUUCCUUUCUCAAGUUCUUCUUCUUCAGGAGAUAUUCAGGGUCGAAACACAAGUCCCAAUGUGUCUGUACAGAAGUCCAAUCCCAUGAGGAUAACUGAUAGUCAUGGGACCAAGGGCCACAUGAACCCUCCGGUCACAACCAACAUGCAUGGGGUUGCAAGGCCAGCUUUGCCCCAUCCGUCUGUGUCUCAUGGAAAUGCUGAACAAGGGCCUCCUGUACGUCCAACUAACUCUUCAGUUCCCCAGCGAUCAAGGCAUCCCUUGCAAGACAGCAGUGGUUCCAAAAUUCGUCAACCUGAAAGGAAUCGUUCCGGAAACCAAAGACAUAGUAAUGUCUUUGACCCAAGUCUUCCCCAUCUUCCUCUGUCCACUAGUGGCAGUAUGAUUCUUGGACGCCAACAAGCCGCUACAGAGAAGAGAGGAAGUAUUGUUCGUUUCAUGCCCGAUAGCCCACAAGUACCUAAUGAUAACUCAGCGCCUGACCAGCAUACACUAUCACAAAAUUUCGGUUUUCCUUUUAUUCCCGAGGGUGGCAUGAAUCCACCAAUAAAUGCUAAUACUUCUUUCAUUCCACAGGUUACUCAGCCUAGUGCCACUCGAACGCCAGCUCUUAUCCCUGUAGAUCCCCAAAAUACUCUGCCCUCCUUCUAUCCCCCCUACUCCCCUGCUCAUCCUACGCUGUCUAAUGAUAUUUCCAUCCCCUAUUUUUCUAAUCAAAUGUUCUCAAAUCCUAGCACUGAGAAAGUAAACAGUGGAAGCUUAAAUAACCGAUUUGGAUCAAUUCUGUCUCCUCCUAGACCUGUUGGUUUUGCUCAACCAAGUUUUCCUCUGCUCCCUGACAUGCCGCCAAUGCACAUGACCAAUUCUCACUUGUCUAACUUUAAUAUGACAUCUUUGUUUCCAGAAAUAGCUACAGCUCUUCCCGAUGGCUCGGCAAUGUCACCUUUGCUUACAAUAGCAAACUCCUCUGCCUCUGACUCUUCCAAGCAGUCCUCAAACAGACCUGCCCACAACAUAAGCCAUAUUUUAGGUCAUGACUGCAGUUCAGCUGUUUAAAUACUGAUAGACUAAAUGUAAAUGUAUCGGGUGAGAUUACAAAUGUGUUUGUGUGUGCAUGCACACAUAAUGCACAUGGUGAGGGAGGUGGUGUGUGUGUGUGUGUGUAUGUCUUUGUGUUUGUGUAAUCAGUUUCCAGUUAUCUUCCGAAUGUAGGGAAGCCACUUCAGAGAUGAUGCGAAUACUGGGUUGCCAGCAACAAACUAUCUUUCAUUUUUAACUGCACGGUGUGCUUUUUAAGUUUUUCAUGCGGAGUUGCAUUUUCAAGUUUGAUUUGUAAUCUUAUAUUCCCUAAAUACUUACCAGCUGGAAGUUGGGGGAAAAUCCCUUUGGCGUGUGUGGGGUAGUAGGAAAGAACCUAGAUUUUAAAUUUGAUUGCUGAUCAUUUGUCAAAUAGAUAACUUGAGGUAUUUGAGUUGCUCUCCAAAAAUAGACACUUUUGAUAUAACGCAGUGGCUCAUCACCAAGUGCUUGGCUGAUGACAGCAUCUAGAACAGUUUCUUGCCCCCGGCAGGUGUUGAAUUAAUGUAGAAUGAAUGUCCAUGGUUCAAAUCAAGCAGUUAGCAAAUAAAUGAGUUGCUCGAUCAGCCUUUACUCCCAAGGUUUGCUGUAGGUAGAGGCUUCUUUCUUAAUGAUAACAAUGCCUAAGCUAUCUGAAUUUUAAUGUCUCAUUCUUCAAAUUAGGGAGCCAUGUUAUCUUUCAGUGUGCCAAGAUCCUGGAAAGCAAAGGUCUUCCUUACUUAGCCUUAAAAAUAGCAAUCUGAAAAGCAAAGUACAUAGACUUUGUCCAUUUUGUGCUUGCAUUUUUGCAUCAGGUCCUAAGGAUAAAAGCAGUUGUAUUGCAGAAUUUUACAUGUGUUUUGGCAAAGAUUGUUGCUUCAUUGGUUGAACUUUGUUUUCAACAUUUUCUUCAUUCUAUUUAUGUGAGCUCGAAAUGCUUUCUUUUAUAUUUGUUAAUCAUUAGGGACUGCUCAGUAAAUAGUGUGUUUGGAAUUUACACAGUUAUAUGAGCCUUACUUUUUAAAUAUUUCUGAGCAGAGUCUUAAGCUCUGUCAGUGUUUUCAUUUAUUGAUAUUUAUAUUUAAAAGAUGGCAUUGUAUGUUACAUUAUUACCCCGCAUAGUAGAAUUGUAAUGAGAAGACGAAUUUGUUCAUUAUUUUUCCUGAUGGUAGAUGUGAAAUGGUGCUUCAAAAAAUUGUCUCUGUAUAUGUCUCUGUGUGUGAGUGUGUGGGGGGAGGGGGAGAAGGGGGACAGAACACAGACAUAGAUUUGAAAAUAUAAACUGGUCCUUUAAAAAUUGGCCUGCCAUCUGGAAAUGGAAAUUGAGACCUGAGACCUGCUGAAGUAUUGGAAAACUGGAUGUUAGGGUUUUUAAAAGCCCCCCAGAAGUUAAUUAUGUAUACACACACACACACACACACACACACACACACACACACUCAUAUAUUGAAUUUUGAAAACUUAAAAAAAAAAACCUCUGAAAACAACCGUAUAUACUCAUAUUCUCAAACCUAUUACUUUUUGUUGUUGUUAUAUUCUGCCAAAUAUAGGAUCAAGUGGGAGAGAUACAUAUAACAUGGUUCUGUCUGCUCUGUUAAUAAAGUAAACCCAAGAGCCAGCAUUUUAUUUUUUCCUCCUUAAAAAUGCCUCCUCAGGCUGGGUCAGAGCUGUUAACUCUGGCGAAUACCUCUUGUGAAGACUCAGUGGAAGGGUCACGUGUGCCUCUUGAACUGUUCUUACCAAACUUUCCUCCCUCCUCCUGCUGCUGACUGAAGCAGCCUCCUGGGAGCAAGAAAAAAAAAAUGUAAACAAGAAAAACUUCUGUAUUUUCUCCUUCAAAAUACUCAUGGGGAAGAAUAGGAGUUACUUAAAUAAGACAACAGAUAGACAAAGUAGUUAAAACUUUUAAUUGAGGGGAAACAUAAGAUUUAUGGCUUGUUUUUAACUGAGUUUUAGGUUGUAACAUUCAAGUUUUUCUCUGUACUUGAAAGGUCCAGCCUGCCAAUUUCAAGAAAGGUAGUGUUC
Molecule: messenger RNA, 9144 nt
Organism: Herpailurus yagouaroundi (jaguarundi)
Lineage: Eukaryota; Metazoa; Chordata; Mammalia; Carnivora; Felidae
Gene: USF3
Product: upstream transcription factor family member 3
Exons: 7
Coding region: 406-7119 (2237 amino acids)
Biological process (GO): positive regulation of transcription by RNA polymerase II; negative regulation of epithelial to mesenchymal transition
Molecular function (GO): DNA-binding transcription activator activity, RNA polymerase II-specific; protein dimerization activity; RNA polymerase II transcription regulatory region sequence-specific DNA binding
Source: RefSeq, a predicted model, not a curated record